GCAACACUGAGGGUGAGAGAGCAGCUGUGCUGAGCUUUGGGUAUAACAUCUGCUUCCAGAACUUAUCGAUCAUUUACAGCAAGCUUCCUAAUGGGUUCCAACACAACAGAAUGUACUGCAUUGAGCCUUAUUCCAGACAACGCUACAGACAUCCUGAGCAACCAAACUGAUUCAAGCCAGUGCCCUUCUUCUGAAGCCUGGAACUGGCUCUAUGCCAUGCAGCCUAUUUACAUGGGAGUCAUUUGUGUACUGGGAUUCAUAGGAAAUGCAUUUGUCUUGAGUGUUUUCUGCUUCCACAAAAAACAUUGCACCGUAGCAGAGAUUUACCUUGGAAACCUUGCAGCUGCAGACUUGUUGAUGGUGUCCUGUCUGCCCUUCUGGGCCAUUACUGUAGCCAAUAUGUUUGAAUGGCACUUUGGGCAUUCCCUGUGCCAGUUCAUUAAUGUUGGUAUUAGCAUGAAUAUGUACUGUAGUAUCUAUUUCCUGGUGCUUGUUAGCAUUGAUCGCUACCUGGCAUUAGUAAAGACUAUGUCUCACGGAAGAAUGCGGAGUGUCUCCUGUGCCAAAAUAAGCUGCUUUACAAUUUGGAUGUUUGGUUUUAUAAUGAGCAUCCCAGUCAUGUUGUUUAGGACGCCAAAAUACUUCCCUGAGUAUAAUGUUACUGCAUGCUACCUUGAAUAUCCUAGUUUGAAAUGGGAAACCUCUUAUAAUCUUUUGCUCAGUCUGAUUGGAUUUUUCAUACCAUUAUUGAUUAUUUCAUAUUGUACAUACAAGAUCAUUGAAGCCCUGAGGAAUAAAAAGAUGCACAAGUUCAAUACAGUUAAAACCGAGGGAAAGGCAUCAUUUCUGGUCCUUUCUGUGCUCCUUGUCUUCUUCUUAUGUUGGAUUCCUUUUCAUUCAACAACAUUUCUACACAUUCUUUUUAACAAUGGACUUUUCGGUGGAUGUGUUUGGGAAGUCUUCCUUGAUAUAAGCAACCAGGUAUCUAGUUAUCUUGCUUAUAGCAACAGCUGUUUGAAUCCUGUACUGUAUGUCAUUGUGGGAAAGAACUUCAGAAAGAAGGCUAAAGAGGUGAUUGAACAAAUGUUUUACAAAAGGGGUUCAACCAGUGAAUCUUCUCGAUCUCAGUAUUUGUCUACAUUGAAAACCUUUGUCUGACUUACAGUACAUAAUACUGUAUAUCAAUUACUUGAUGCUCUGUCCUGUGCAACCUUAUUAACGUUCUAUAGAGUGAUCAAUUAAUAAUCUUUUUUAAAACACUUCUGUUGAACAAUUUUCUGGAAAUAAUAUUACAUUAAUCUACUUCAAUUUUUUCUACUGUUAAUACAAUACAUACUUUUUAUGUACAAUAUUUAUAAAUUGUGUAAGGAAGUAUAAGCUUUU
Molecule: messenger RNA, 1383 nt
Organism: Lepisosteus oculatus (spotted gar)
Lineage: Eukaryota; Metazoa; Chordata; Actinopteri; Semionotiformes; Lepisosteidae
Gene: bdkrb2
Product: bradykinin receptor B2
Biological process (GO): calcium-mediated signaling; vasoconstriction; cell chemotaxis
Cellular component (GO): external side of plasma membrane; membrane
Molecular function (GO): bradykinin receptor activity; C-C chemokine binding; C-C chemokine receptor activity
Source: RefSeq, a predicted model, not a curated record